AACGCCCUAACCACUUUGGCAGCAUUUUAAACUUGUACCCAAAGCUGUUGUCAAAAGGUAGAAGGUGACAACGCUGCAGCUACCGAGGGUCCGGUCCGGCGAUUUACUUCAGGUCUCCUUAGUAAUCUUUCGUAACAUUGGGUUCCGUAUGCGUUAGAUUUUUUAUUAUUAAGUUAAACGUCGAAUAGCGUAGCGUAAAGCUUGUUUACGUUCGUUUUGAUUUAAAUUGUUAAGUGCAUGGGUACAAGCUAGCUUCCAAGGCUAAACUAACGUCGGUUGAGGGAGGGUUAACAAUAGUUUGACCUGCUGCGAUUAUUGAUACAUCUACUGUCGAAGAGCAUUAGCCGUUUAUUUUAAGUACGUCGAUAGGACUUUAGUUCAAAAUGAGCGCAGCUAUUGCGAAGCCGACUAACCCGUCGGCACAAGUCGACCCGAAAUCAGCUCCACUCAAAGAAAUCCCAGACGUUCUGUUGGACCCCCGCACCAUGAGGAGAUACACGAGGGGACGGUUCCUCGGAAAAGGUGGCUUCGCCAAGUGCUAUGAAAUCACAGACGUGGAGACGAAGCAGGUUUUUGCCGGAAAAAUCGUGCCCAAGUCUCUGAUCCUGAAGCAGCACCAGAGAGAGAAAAUGACCUCGGAAAUCGCCAUUCACAAGAGCCUGAACCACGCGAACAUCGUGGGUUUCCACGGGUUUUUCGAAGACGAUGACUUUGUCUUCGUCGUCCUCGAAAUCUGCCGGAGAAGGUCUUUGUUGGAGCUGCACAAGCGUCGUAAGGCUGUGACUGAACCAGAGGCUCGUUACUACAUGACGCAUCUUCUCAAUGGUGUCCAGUAUCUGCACAACAACAAAGUCAUCCACAGAGAUCUGAAACUAGGGAAUGUCUUCCUCAAUGAUGAUAUGGAGGUUAAGAUAGGGGACUUUGGUUUGGCCACUAAGAUUGAGUUUGAUGGCGAGAGAAAGAAAACUUUGUGUGGAACACCCAACUACAUUGCACCUGAAGUUCUUUGUAAGAAAGGCCACAGCUACGAGGUGGACAUCUGGUCACUCGGUUGUAUAUUGUACACUUUACUGGUGGGUAAACCCCCAUUUGAGACAUCCUGUCUGAAGGAGACCUACAACCGCAUCAAGAAAAACAACUACACUGUCCCCUGGCACAUCAACCCAGCAGCUUCUGCUCUCAUCAAACGGAUGCUACAUGCUGACCCUGCACAGAGGCCCACUGUCGCUGAGCUGCUAGUAGAUGAGUUCUUCACAUCUGGCUACAUCCCCACACGCCUCCCCACUACCUGUCUCACGGUGCCUCCAAGGUUCUCGAUUGCUCCCUCCACCGCUGCAGAGCUCAGCCAGAGGCGUCCACUGACUGCUAUUAAUAACAAGGCAGGAACAGAGAAGGUGGAAAUGAAGGAUGAUCUUAUGCAGAGGGAGACUGAGCCAUCAGAGUGCCACCUGAAAGACAUGCUGCAGCAGCUUAACAGCAUCAUCGCUGCCAGACCUGCAGAAAAGGCGCUCAUCCGCCAGGAAGAAGCAGAGGAUCCUGCAUGUAUCCCCAUCUUCUGGAUCAGCAAAUGGGUGGAUUACUCCGAUAAAUAUGGAUUAGGGUACCAGCUAUGUGACAACAGCGUGGGUGUGCUCUUCAACGAUUACACACGUCUUAUCAUGUAUGCUGACGGAGAUAGUCUGCAGUACAUCGACAAGACAGCAGCUGAGUCGUACCUCAGCGUGCGCUCUUACCCCGCUGCUCUCAACAAGAAGAUAACUUUGCUGAAAUACUUCCGUAAUUACAUGAGUGAGCACCUGUUGAAGGCCGGCGCGAACAUGGCGCGUCGGGAAGGGGACGAGCUGGCGCGUCUGCCGUAUCUUUCCCUUUGGUUCAGAACAAAAAGCGCCAUCGUCCUGCAUCUCACAAAUGGCACCGUUCAAAUCAACUUCUUCCAGGACCACACCAAGCUAAUCCUGUGUCCACUGAUGGGCGCCGUGACCUACAUCGAUGAGAAGCGAGAGUUCCGCACCUACAAACUGUCCCUGCUGGAGGAGUUCGGCUGCAGUAAGGAGCUGUCCAGCCGCAUUCGUUAUGCCAAGCUCAUGGUAGAGAAACUUCUGGACAGCAAGCCCACCACCGCUGCACAUUAGACAGUAACUCCUGUAAUUGUCUAAUUACAGGCUCCAAACUCCAACCUAGCCAGGUGUUGUGCUUGUAUAGUUGUCAUCUUCCAUGGCUUUAACAUGUACCAUGCUAAUGUUAUUCAUGAAAGAUGACCCCCCCUCUCAAUCUGAAUUCCUUUUUAUACCAUUUUCCUGCUGUUAAUAGAAACUCACUCUAACUUUUAACUUUCGUGAUGAACCUUGACCAACGUUUCAGCUGACGUAAGCUUGCUGUCAGCACAGCAGGCUGAGAUGAGAUUCAUGUUCAGCCUGCUGUCAUGUCUGUUUCCAUUCGUAAGACUAAAGUUCCAUGGAACGAUGUGAACAAGCGUCUUUGCUUUGGGUUUGCUGUUUUAUGUGUUGUAUGUAGGGAAAUGGACCAUGUUUAUAUGUCUUCAUCAUGUACAUUCUUCCUGUAGUUUUACACUUUUUAUAAGUAUUUUAUGUCUUGUCUCUUUCAACAUGUACAAACAUGUACGUAGUGCUGAAUAUGCACAUGUGCUGUAAAGAUUUAAUUUUUACUUGAGUUAAAUAAAGAUUCAUUACAGAGACUAAACUAAA
Betta splendens (Siamese fighting fish) is the source of this 2705-nucleotide messenger RNA. RefSeq names its product polo-like kinase 1 (Drosophila) (gene plk1). The record is from RefSeq and is a predicted model, not a curated record. Gene Ontology annotation, cellular component: nucleus; centrosome; spindle pole. NCBI's taxonomy places the organism in Eukaryota, Metazoa, Chordata, Actinopteri, Anabantiformes, Osphronemidae. Bases 384 to 2132 code for a protein of 582 amino acids. Gene Ontology annotation, molecular function: ATP binding; protein binding; protein serine/threonine kinase activity. Gene Ontology annotation, biological process: mitotic cell cycle; regulation of cytokinesis; protein phosphorylation. The transcript is spliced from 11 exons.